Molecule: messenger RNA, 4061 nt
Organism: Symsagittifera roscoffensis
Lineage: Eukaryota; Metazoa; Xenacoelomorpha; Acoela; Convolutidae
Product: segment polarity protein dishevelled-like
Exons: 16
Coding region: 75-3212 (1045 amino acids)
Biological process (GO): Wnt signaling pathway; intracellular signal transduction
Molecular function (GO): frizzled binding
Source: RefSeq, a predicted model, not a curated record
GAUAGUUUUUGUUGCCGAAAGUUGAGUUAAAAAUGCUAAACUGAGUUAGCUAAAAAAGACAAAUUGCCAUCAAUAUGUCCGUCAACCCAAUACCUCCUCCGCCCCCAUCGGAGUGCGGUGACAAUGGCCUCGAUUCCGGCAUGAACUCUCCAGUUAUAAGCAGUGCUGCCAUCUCGCCAGUUCAACAAACGAAAACAACUUCAGUAGCUGGCGAAGCUACGGCUUCGGUCGAACAACCCGUCGCAAGCUCCUCGCCGGUUGUAUCCACUUCUUUUUCUACAGCUAAUCAAUUAGCAAACAGCAGUGUUAUUGCUGGAAGUCGCUCUACACUUACAGGAACACCUAUUCCUCAGGCUGGAAACUCAAAGCUUCCUCCAGGAACAAAUUUUACAAAAGUUCUAUACUACUUCGAUGACGUGGAAACCCCAUAUUUAAUUAAGGUUCCCUCGUGCAACGAGGCAGCUGCAGAAGAGCCCACAGUCACACUCGGUGCUUUCAAAACAGUCGUGAACAAAGCCAACUGCAAGUACUUCGUCAAGACGAUGGACCAAGAGCUCAGACAAACUGUGAAAGAAGAGGUCAUGGACGACAGUGCACUGCUCCCGCUGUAUAACGGCCGAAUUAUUGUCUACGUCAACAGCAUCGAGAACAGUUCAAGUCACGGCGGCGGAGGAGGCAGCCAGUCCGGUGGGGCUCUUUCAGGAGGAGAGUCAAAUGCACCUCACCAUGCAUCAAACAGGUUGUCCGGAGGUGGUGGAAGCGGUCACGGUGGAUCCCAAGGUGGCAAUCAGUACGGCAACGGAAGUGACACUGGAUCCCAAUAUAAUGAUAUCGGAGAUCUGUGGAACACCAUGAGGACUCCUGCUAGUGGCGGUAAUUCACAUAUGGGUGGCAAUAGACAGCACCAGUCUUACCAUCAUGGUAAGGGUGGUCCGUACGGUAAAGGAGGUAACAGAUACCCACCAGCUCCACAACCCCUAGAUGAAGAUGACUACACUACAGCGACCGAUACUGAAUCGUUUGUCCAGCAUCCGAAAGGAGGCCUUAGAGGCCCGCCACCUUCAGCGAUAAUGCGAUACGGUCAGCAAUCGCGAAAUUUCAUGCAUUAUGACGUGGACAUGGGAGGAGCAGGGUAUGAUAGUGGAGCUACGAGUCAGUUCACGACAGACUAUGAAAGCAGCUUUAUCGAUUCUACUACAGAUGAUGAUGAAUCCGUAUACAGACUGGCCGGACCAGGUGGGGGAUACGGAGCUGGAGGUGGGUAUUGGAAACACCCUUCGAACAGAAUGCAGCCCCCAGGCAGACACAAGAGACCUCACAGACCCAGACGAAGAGGACAACCCGGCACUAGGGCCUUGGCUCCCUCUAUAAUGAGCAGCAUAACGGACUCUUGUUCCUCCCUCAACUUACAGACAGUGAUCAUAAACAUGGACUCCUCAAAACACCUCGGCAUCAGCAUAGUCGGCCAGAGCACCAACGACGGGGCAGGAGACGGGGGCAUAUAUGUGGGAGAGAUCACACGAGAUGGUGCGGUAUACCAAGAGGGCUCGAUAGACCCGGGAGACCUCAUCAUUCAGGCGAACGACACUCCCUUCACAAAUAUGUCCAACGAUGAUGCAGUGAAAGUACUUCGAGAUCUCGCUAAAAAACCAGGGCCUCUCAAAUUGGUAGUGGCAAAACUGUGGAAUUCUGACCCGGCUGGAUUUGACGGUGACGCUGGCUUUGGUAGUCCGGAGUACUACUCGUUGGAACCCCGGACAGACCUGCCACUGCACCCUAUUGAUCCGGCCAGUUGGGUGGAGGCAUCCAGAAUUGCUACUUUAAAUGGAACUGCUUUCAGUCCAGCUGUCACUUCAGACGAAGGCGCUUCCGAAAUAGGAGGAUUCAAAUACCCCGGAAAUCCCAACAUGGGUCAACCCGGAAUGCAGGGUGGUGGGGGCGGUGUGGGCAACAACAGUGGAGCUCAAAUGGGAGAUCAGAUGGGUGGAGGGGGAGCGGGAGUGCACCCCAAUUCGAAUCUGAAUCGCCAGUCGGGACAAGGGGGAUCGACUGGUUCGGCACCGGAAUUGCGGGAGUACAACGGGGGCAAUAACAAUCCACAGAUGGGUGGAAAUAUGCAACACAUGAUGGGUCAGCACAACAAUCAAAUACAAUCUGGUAUGUCGAUGCAUGCUGCCUCCAGUACAGGUGUGUAUCCCCCUUAUAUGGUUGGUGGGGGACCCCUUCGGACUACCUCGGACCCCGCCCUGAUCAUCACAGCCAUGAUGACGCCGAACAGUGGGCUGGAAAUAAAGGACAGAAUGUGGCUCAAAAUCACAAUCCCAAACGCCUUCCUAGGGCGUCACUUCGUUCAGUGGCUGUACGAGAAAGUGGCCGGAUUCUCCUCCCGCAACGAUGCUCGAACUCUCGCCAAGAGACUGCUCAAAGAUGGAUAUCUUAAGCACACCACUGGCAAGUCUACCUUCUCCGAACAGUGCUACUACGUGUUCAAUCUCGAGAGGGUCAACUCGGGUGCUGCUUCCACCGCAAGUCUUUACCGCUACUGUUUUCCCGCUACAUUAGGACUGCGAGUGUAUGGAGCUGGUACAAUGUCGACUUUGCAAUCCACUUUGGACAGUAGUCAAUUUGGUGGCGGGGGACCAGGCAGCAACGUCAAUGCCCAGGUUGGGGGAGGGGGAAUGAUUGACACAACAACAACAGACAAUAACUCCUCUCACGAUGGAAGCGAAGAGAACAAUGACCAGCUGCCCCCUCUGCCAUCCUCCAUGAGUGGGCCAGGAGCACAUGCACCGUGGAAUCUAGUUGCACCCCCAUAUACAGGCUACAACCCACCUCCUUCGAUGAACUACAGCGCGGCGAACAUGUACAAUCAACAGCAGGUGUCCUACUCCAUGUACCAGCAGCAGUCGAAAACGACUCAGGAUUUCAUGACCAGCACGCCAAUGUCAUACUCGAGUAAUAUGACUCCCCUCCAUCAUCACCACCAUCAUCAGAUGGCCAACCAGUAUGGGGGCAGCAGCAACCUCAGCGAGUCCAGGAUGCCCCUGCUGAUGAUGAAUCCCAACUCCGCUGGAAACCCCAACAACAACUCCCCUGGUGGACCCCACAACCAGAUGAGAAAAGAUUUCCACCCGCAGCCCAACUCCAACCAAUCGGUGGUGGCCAAUCAGCACCAAGGAGCAAACGACUCAAUCUUCGCGAAUGUCAUGUGAACAGGGCAACGCAGUGAGUGACCUUGUUUCUUUAACAAUUGAGAAAGUUUUGUGAGCCAGAAGAAGAAAAGAGACGAUUAAGCCAAAAGGAGUCAAAGUAAGACCUAACGAGCUUUCAAUGCUAGUGACGCCAAUAAAGUCCCACCGAAUCCUUCGCUACCCUUAUUAAAACUUGUCAAAUUGUACUCAAAUUUAAAUCUAUUUAAUUUUGCCCAACUUUUUUGAGUUUUGCUAUUUUCUUGUAGAAUUGAUAAUUAUAUAACAAUGGUAUGGAAUUUCCUCGACCAAGUUUUGGGUUUAGUUUGGUCGAAAUGUUAUCGUUCAUUUUGGCAGAGCGGUCGAGGAAUUAACCUCGUUGUUAUAAUGAAUUCGCACAAAACAGUGAUAGUUACUACAUUGGUACCUAAGUUUUAACCCUUCACAGUUUUUGUAGCAGUGUUUUCAAUACUUAACUGACUAAUGUUUUGAUUCAUAGAUGUGUAUUUUCGUUGCACGAUUUUUAGUUUCAUAGUUUUUCUUUGCUACUAUCGGAGCUGUGAUGAGACCUUAAUUUUGAGCAUAUUUUCUCAGGAUGAUUGGACUAAUUCGAAAUUUGUUGGAGAAUAAGUCCAGAAAUAGUUCUUAUUGAUCUGCGUCUAUGAGUAUGCUGACUUAAGUAUAAACUAAGAAUACAUAAUGUGUUUUGAAAGAAACCAGAAACCAAGUGAAAGACGAAUGCGAUUUAUUAUCUCAGCUCAUUUGUUCACUUAGUUUCGAAAUUGAGGCGAUAUAAAUUUUGCCAAUAGAUGAUUAGAUUUAAAUGAAAUUGCAUGAUUUUUAUGACCAAAACUAAAUCAAUCUAUAUUUCGU